Molecule: messenger RNA, 1272 nt
Organism: Ilyonectria robusta
Lineage: Eukaryota; Fungi; Ascomycota; Sordariomycetes; Hypocreales; Nectriaceae
Product: cytochrome P450
Exons: 7
Coding region: 1-1272 (423 amino acids)
Molecular function (GO): monooxygenase activity; iron ion binding; heme binding
Source: RefSeq, a predicted model, not a curated record
AUGUCGCCGGAUCAAUAUAGCCUGUCUGAGCCUGAUGCUGUCAAGCUCAUCUACGGCUUGAGACGAACGUUUCCAAAGGCGGCCUGGUACGACGCCUCCAGCAAUCCUCAUGCGGAAUACGAAGGCCUGUUCACCGAUCGAAACACGACGCGCCAUGCCUUGCAUCGACGACUGGUGGCGAAUCUGUACUCAGUCACUGCCCUUCGGAGCAUGGAAGAUAGUGUUGACGAGUGCAUUGUGUUGUACCAGAAACGCCUGAACAAGCUGGCAGCGUCAGGAGAGCCCUUUGACUUGCAGUUCUGGAUGCAGUCUUACGCGUUUGACGUCAUCAGCCAGAUUACAAGGCUCGGCCUGCUAGAAAAGGGCGUCGACGAACGAAACAUCUUUUCCAGCUUGGACUCGUACCUCAAAUACUGUGCUCUGGUUGGCAUCUUCCCGGGCCUACACAAGCCCCUGUUUUGGCUGAUGGCCAAGUUUCGCACAAACGGUAUGAUGCACGUUGCUCAGUUCACAAGGGAACAGAUCCAAAUAGCCAUGAAAACGUGUUUGGGCAAAAAGGCCCAGGACAGUGGCGGGAGCUUCCUCAGCAAGACUAUGGAGAUUCAUGAGCGAGACAGCGAAAGGUUUCCCCUGAAUGCCGCGUACAUCACUUGCUUCACCAACAUUGCAGCUGGCUCAGAUACCACUUCGAUCUCUCUGUGCAGCAUCAUGCAUAAUCUCAUUAAACGCCCGCAAAGUCUCAUGAAGCUUCGAGAAGAAGUUGAUGAGAAGUUUAGGGACCUCGGCGAUAACAAGUUCAUGCCGUUUCAAGACGCUCAGUCCAUGCCAUAUCUGCAAGCAUGCAUCAAGGAAGGUUUGAGGAUACAUCCAGCAACCGGUCUUCCCUUGGUACGACUAGUCCCCGAGGGUGGUGCUACAAUCAGCGGGAAAUUCUUCCCUGCCGGUACUACCGUCGGAGUGAAUACCUGGGUCGCCCACCAAAACAAAAGCGUGUUCGGGGCCGAUGCGGCGAUAUUCAGGCCGGAAAGAUGGCUGGAGGCUUCGCCGGAACAGCUGUCCCUGAUGAAUUCGUGUUUCAUGCCUUUUGGCGCCGGUAGCAGAACUUGCAUUGGGAAACACAUUAGUUUGAUGGAAAUGAACAAACUGGUCCCGACGCUUGUCAAGCGAUAUGCUUUCGCUGCUUUCAGGCCGGAGAGAGUCAAGUAUCAAAAUCAUUGGUUUGUCAAACCUCAAGACAUGUACUACACAGUUGCCUUGAGACAAGGAAUGUGA